This is a messenger RNA of Theobroma cacao (cacao), 1422 nucleotides long. RefSeq names its product patatin-like protein 2. Gene Ontology annotation, biological process: lipid metabolic process. NCBI's taxonomy places the organism in Eukaryota, Viridiplantae, Streptophyta, Magnoliopsida, Malvales, Malvaceae. Gene Ontology annotation, molecular function: monoacylglycerol lipase activity; glycerophospholipase activity. The record is from RefSeq and is a predicted model, not a curated record.
AUCAACACCUUUUCUGAUUUCUCCUGGCCAGCUAGCUUAGAGCUUAAACCUUAAAGCAUUGCUCAUAUCAAACUAAAAAAAUGGAAAAAUUAAGAAAGCUUCUGCACCCUCCAACUCAUGGAGAGCUUAUUACUGUUCUCAGUAUUGAUGGAGGUGGAAUUAGAGGAAUCAUUCCAGGAGUUAUUCUCAGCUUUUUAGAAUCUGAGUUACAGAAACUGGAUGGUGAGCAAGCAAGAAUUGCAGAUUAUUUUGAUGUGGUUGCAGGGACGAGCACAGGUGGUCUUCUGACCACCAUGUUAACAGCACCGAAUGAGAAGAACCGACCCUUAUUUGCUGCCCAAGAAAUUAAGGCCUUCUACUUUGAGCAUGGCCCUAGAAUAUUUCCUCAAAAUAGAUUUCCAUUUUCUGGUGUCACAAAUAUGAUUAAGAGAGUGCUCGGACCAAAAUAUGAUGGCAAGUAUCUCCAUGGAGUUCUAAAGGAAAGGCUUGGAUACACAAGGCUGCACCAGACAUUGACUAACGUUGUAAUUCCAACUUUCGACAUCAAGAAGCUGCAGCCAGUCAUCUUUUCCAGCUAUGAGGUGAAGAAAAGUCCAUCCCUGAAUGCCCUGCUCUCAGAUAUAUGCAUUGGAACUUCAGCCGCUCCAACUUAUCUCCCGGCCCACUAUUUUGAAACCAAAGACUCUGAAGGAGAGGUGAAGAAGUUCAAUCUCAUCGAUGGUGGGAUGGCUGCUAAUAAUCCUGCUUUAGUUGCCAUUAGUGAAGUGACAAAACAGAUCAACCGAGGGCAUUGUGAUUUCUCUUCCAUAAAGGGAGCAAACCAUUACAGUAGAUUCUUGGUGCUUUCCAUAGGAACAGGCUCAGAAAAACUUGCAGAGAAGUACAAUGCAAGCCAAGCAGCUCGAUGGGGUCUAAUUGGGUGGUUGACCUCCGGCCAUUCCACCCCAUUAGUCAAUGCUUUUACAGAAGGCAGUGCUGAUAUGGUUGAUUUCCACAUUUCUGUCAUCUUCAAAGCUUUAGGUUCUGAAAAGAACUAUCUUCGCAUCCAGAAUGAUAAGCUAGUAGGGGAAGUCUCCUCUAUUGAUGUUUCCACAGAGGAUAAUCUGAAAAAUCUUGUGCAAGUUGCUGAAAACUUGUUGAAUAAACCUGUUUCGAGGGUGAACUUCGAGACGGGUAACUAUGAGCCUUCAGGAGAAUUAGAAACCAACGCACAGGCUCUCAAAAGGUAUGCAAAGCUGCUCUCUCAGGAGAAAGCCUGUCGUGAAAGGUCAUUGUUGCAGAAGCUUAAUGCAUAAUCAGGAUGAAUGUGAAUUUUAUGUUCUGCAGAAGUGUUAAAUUAGAUAUUUAUAGUAUGAAAUAAAUGUAAUUGAUUAUGUUUCAUCAAAAUAAAUGUAAUCGAUCAUGUGGGUUUUCUGCUCAUAA